Molecule: messenger RNA, 1880 nt
Organism: Pistacia vera
Lineage: Eukaryota; Viridiplantae; Streptophyta; Magnoliopsida; Sapindales; Anacardiaceae
Product: polypyrimidine tract-binding protein homolog 2
Exons: 12
Coding region: 152-1582 (476 amino acids)
Biological process (GO): regulation of RNA splicing
Cellular component (GO): nucleus
Molecular function (GO): mRNA binding
Source: RefSeq, a predicted model, not a curated record
AAAAAAAAAAAAAAAUCUUAAGUUGCUUCGGUUUUACUUUCUUCUUCGAAACCCUAACUUUUAUAACAUCCCUAAUCAAAGUUUGGCUCGAUAAAUCUUCAGUCAAAAGGGGCUACACGUAAUAUAACUUAGAUUGGGGUGGUUGUUCAGGAUGGCAUCUGUAUCUAGUCAGCCACAGUUCCGUUACACCCAACCCCCGUCUAAGGUGCUACAUUUGAGAAACUUACCAUGGGAAUGCACAGAGGAAGAAUUAAUUGAACUUGGGAAGCCGUUUGGUAAAGUUGUGAACACAAAGUGCAAUGUUGGAGCAAACCGGAAUCAGGCUUUUAUAGAAUUUGCAGAUUUAAAUCAAGCUAUUGCAAUGAUAUCAUAUUAUGCCUCAUCCUCGGAGCCUGCUCAAGUGCGAGGGAAGACUGUGUACCUGCAGUAUUCUAAUAGGCAAGAGAUAGUAAACAACAAAACAACAGCAGAUGUUGCUGGAAAUGUACUAUUGGUAACAAUUGAGGGUACAGAUGCACGCCUUGUCAGCAUUGAUGUCUUACACCUGCAGGCCCAUGUCAAGGCAAUAUCUUCAAUGGCAGCUUUGUGCAUCGGGAGAAAGAGCACAUGUUUUUUUCAGCUUUUGGGUUUGUCCAUAAGAUUACUACUUUUGAGAAAACAGCUGGAUUUCAGGCCUUGGUGCAAUUUUCUGAUACUGAAACUGCCUCCUCUGCAAAAAAUGCCCUGGAUGGAAGAAGCAUCCCUAGGUGACAAUUGUAUUAAUUUUUUGACACGGUAUCUUCUUCCUGAGAAUAUGGGACAAUGUACCCUGAGGAUCACAUAUUCUGCCCACACAGAUUUAAGUGUGAAAUUCCAGAGUCAUCGUAGCAGGGACUACACUAAUCCUUACCUUCCUGUUGCUCCAUCAGCCAUAGAUGCUAGUGGUCAGUUUAGUGUGGGCAUUGAUGGGAAAAAACUAGAACCUGAGAGCAAUGUUCUUCUUGCAUCUAUCGAGAACAUGCAGUAUGCUGUCACCUUAGAUAUUUUACACAUGGUUUUUUCUGCUUUUGGGCCCGUCCAGAAGAUUGCCAUGUUUGAUAAGAACGGUGGACUUCAGGCCUUGAUUCAAUAUCCUGAUGUUCAGACAGCUGUUGUUGCAAAGGAAGCGUUGGAAGGCCACUGCAUUUAUGAUGGAGGGUUUUGCAAGCUUCACAUAUCAUACUCCCGUCAUACCGAUCUCAGUAUAAAGGUCAAUAAUGAUAGAAGCAAGGAUUAUACAAUUCCCAACACGCCCAUUGUGAACCCUCAGCCAUCUCUUCUUGGGCAACAGCCACAUCCAAUGGUGGGCACUGCUGCACAUCAAUACAAUGGAUCUCAGUAUCCUCCAACUCACCAGCAGCCUGGGAUGCAUCAGCCUUCAGCAGGAUGGGGCUCAGCUGCUCCAGCAAUACCUCAAUCAAUGCCCAUGAUGAAUAAUCAUUCUUACAUGCCAGCCGGAGCAAUGCCUCAAAUGGGCCCGGGAAUGAUGCAGAUGCCAGGCCAGGGUAGUAUGCCGCCACACAUAGGGACUAUGCCUCCAACCAGACCCGAUCAGAUGCAAUAGCACAUCUGAGAUCGUUUUGAUAGUUUUUGUGACGUUGUGGGAGGCCUAUGCCUACUUAAAAAGUGGCGAUGCAAUUGAACGGAAAUAUCAUUUUGGCCUUGUGAUUAUCUCACAAUUAUGAAGCUGAAAUGUGACAAAUGUUAUUUAAUUUUUUACUUUUUAGGCGAAACUUUCACCUUCCAAUUCUGAAGGGAGAUUAAGUAAGUAGCUGGCUAAGACUGGGUUACAAAACUCUGUUUUGUUUUGUGAAAUGCUUGAGAAAAACAAUGAAAAAAUUGUGUUAUUUUUCAACCUGCCA